GAGGGCAUGGGCCGCGUGCGCCUGAAGGGGGCGCUGCUGCAGACCUACGUCCUCAGCAUCCUGAUCCGCACGGUGAUGGAGGUGACCUUCAUCACCGUGCAGUAUCUGAUCUACGGCGUGUUCCUGAAGGCGCUGUACCUCUGCAAGGCCUGGCCCUGCCCCAACCCCGUCAACUGCUACAUGUCGCGGCCCACCGAGAAGAACGUGUUCAUCGUGUUCAUGCUGGUGGUGGCGGGCGUGUCCCUGCUGCUGUCCGUGGUGGAGCUCUACCACCUCGCCUGGAAGCGCGUCCGGAAGUGCCACCGCAGGAGGAAGGCCGCCAAGCUGAAGAGGGAGCAGGCGGAGGAGGCGGCCGCCCUGGGGGCCCUGGGCCCCGGGGGCGAGGCCCCGCGGCCCCCGGCCUCCUGCACCCCCCCGCCCGACUUCAGCCAGUGCCUGGCGACCGCUCCCGGGGGCCACCGGGGCGCCAUGGCGACACAGCCCUUCAGCGACCGGCUGGCGCUGCAGCAGAACUCGGAGAACCGCGCCACGGAGCUCCACCACAGCCGCGACGGCAUGGAGGCGGAGCCCGGCUUCGGGAGGCGGAGCUACGACACCCCGCCCCCGCCGCCACACAACGACUUCCAGAGGGACAAGAGACGCCUGAGCAAGACCAGCGGGAGCAGCAACCGGAACAAACCGGCUGACCUGGCGGUGUAGAGAGAGAGAGAGAGAGAGAGAGAGAGAGAGAGAGAGAGAGAGAGAGAGAGAGAGAGAGAGAGAGAGAGAGAGAGAGAGAGAGAGGGAGGGAGGGAAGGAGAGAGAGAGAGAGAGAGAGAGAGAGCGAGAGAGAUACAGAGAGAGAGAGAGAGAGAGAGAGAGAGAGAGAGAGAGAGAGAGAGAGAGAGAUAGAUGAGUUGAGAUGUGGAGAUAUUGUUGGGCUGACACUUGAAAGUAAAAAUACUUAACUUUCUUUUUAAGACCAGAGCACGGUUGAAGCUGUGAUAUUGCACAGGGCUCUCGGCUCUGAGAUUCUGUAGACCAGUUGCACAGCGAUGGAGAGAUGAGAGGAAGAGGAGAAUCCUCCAUAGACAGAGAUCAGAGAGCAAACGAAUCAACGACUGGUGAAUCUCAACCUAAUGAUCACAGACACAAAUAGGGUUUUGUUGAUAGCUCUACUUUGUAGAGGAAAUCACGUAUUUUCACAACACAAUAAAACAUACAUUGGUGGUAACACUCAGCAGCAUCACUAUCUUACUGAGCGAACUGUUCUAUGCAUUGACUGUUGAAGAACAAAUGUGCAUCAUUUACUCACAAGUAUCAACCAACUUAAAGUGCCUUCACGCCUUUAAUUUUCACACAAGAAGAUGCUCUCUGGAUAUAAUCAAAAAAUAUGUUUUCAGAUAAUGAAAGUACAUUAGUCUUGACAAUGACACACAGGUAAAUACAACUGUAGGUAAACCAGGAGGUGAAACAAAGAAGGAGAGGAAAAUACAGGCCUACAAAUCCGACUGUUUGCAGUAUCGGGUGCACUUUGAGAGCAUCCCUUGAACGGUGUUCUACGUUUUUCCAAACUUUGACCUUCUGACUCUGAUGCCAUGGAGCCCCGUUCGACCAUUAGGAGGCUGUUGUGCCUCGUUCUGACCACUAGGAGGCUGUGGAGGCUCAUUCUGACCACUAGGGGACAGGGUUGCGUUUCUUCUCAGACCCUCGCGAAGACCAAUCGUGUUAUUUUUGUCUAAUACGAUUUUAAAUUUAUGUUUAAAUUUAUGUUGAUUUGUCUGUAAUUUGUAAGCGCUUUUUGAUGACUGAAGAUAAUAAAGAAUACAUUUCAUAUCUGUGAUAUUGGCUCGGCUACUGACUUUGUGUUAUAACUUUACACAGCCGACAAAAUUGUGCAGGAGAACAUUUUAAAUGUGUGUGCAUGUCGAGUUUGAUGAUGUAAAGAAUCUGAAACAAACAAACAAACAAUUAAAAAAAAAAUCUUUAUCUAUGUGGCCUUAUUUCAGGAGGCUUAAUAACUCAAUGCAUUAUCCUUAGGCUAUAUGGAGGAUAACAAUCGUAAUACUUAAAAUUACAAAAUAAAUUCACAUUGAUAUGAUCUUUUCAUCAAAUUAAGUGAGUGAAAGUAACCUUUCAUCACACUUGUUUCUCUCGGUAUUGUUCAGUUUAGUGAACAAUUAUUUUUAAUGUGAUUUAAUGUAAUGUCCAGUCCUGUCCUGUAGAGGGAGUCACAUCACCCUUCAACUGAAGGGUCAAAUAACGAGAAGGGUACAGCUGCAGGCUUGGGUGUUUCCGUCAUGACACAAGAACGCCCUUUAGGCGUUCCUGGUAGCGUUUCAUCGACCAAUCACAAGGUGUUUCGAAAGGCAUACUGGGUUUCGCAAGGCAUACUGCGAAGCACAGUCGCAAGGCAUACUAUGCUUUCCUUCCUUAAUGGCAAUUUUACCUCUCUCAUUAGAUUUAGCAAUCAUGGAGCCCCCACUUGGCUAACGUUAGUUCUAUGCUACCCGUACUUGAAACUGCUGUUUGAGAAAAUCUAACUAGCGUAUGUUUCGGAUGUUGACAGACGUGCGAAGAAGAAGGGGUUCGGUGUUGACAGUGAAAGUUAGGCCGGUUUAUAGCAGAGUUACCGUUUUCGGUUAUUACCGGUCAAUGACCGGAAAAAAAUGAGGAGGACCGACAAUUCUAAAUGUCCCAGGUCAGAAUGACCAGUGGCGACUGGUCAUUAGGGGCAAGUCGCUACUCUCAAAAGAAAAAAAGAAAAGAAAAUGAAAAUGAAAAAAAGGAAAUAUAUAAAAAAUAGAAUAUAUAUAUAUUUUUUUAGAUAUAUAUAUUUUUUUUUAAUAAUCUCCCCAGGAAGUACUAUAAAAUAAUAAGUUCGGCGCUUUUAUUUAAUUUUUAGUCGACCCUGGCUUGCUUCUUCCGGCUGAGUUCGUCUGGAGGGGCAAGAGGGGCUUAAGCCCCACCAGCCCAAUGUGUAUUGGGUUUGAAACAUUGAGAUGCGCAUGCUCAGAGUGUUUCUCUGUUGAAGUGGACAGAGAUUAUUUUACUUAAUGGUGGGGCUAGCCCAAUAUGUCCAUGGUGUGGACUUGGGACUGUUAAAUAUCCCAGGAUGCAUUUUGCAUUUUGCAUUUCGCAUUCCUCUUUUAAAAUAUCAGUGUGUAAGCUAUAAAAUAGGCUAUAUAGGAACGUUUUAAAAGUAUAACAAAGAUGGAGGCCUAUUCAACAUAUUUGCAUACUAUUAUUUUAAAAUUAAAGAGGGGUUUUGUUUUAUAUAAUUUGUUUAUUGUAUAAGUCGCUGAUGGAGGAAACCCAUCGCAACGGAA
Molecule: messenger RNA, 3308 nt
Organism: Gadus chalcogrammus (walleye pollock)
Lineage: Eukaryota; Metazoa; Chordata; Actinopteri; Gadiformes; Gadidae
Product: gap junction alpha-5 protein-like
Exons: 1
Biological process (GO): cell communication
Cellular component (GO): connexin complex
Source: RefSeq, a predicted model, not a curated record